GAUUUAUUCAUUUUCUCGCUGCCGGCCGCCUUCAUCUUCUUCUUCAUCUUCCUUCCCCGUCGACGCUAUAAUCUUCAUUGUUCGCGACUUCAACUUCCUGUUCUCCAACCUCAUCCUCUUCCUCUUCUCCAACAUUGACGUCGUUUUCGUCUUCGCGCACUGAACGUAUCUUGUCUAGUGCUUUGGAAACCACGACGGUGGCCGGCGAUGGUCUUUGCACGAGUGGUGGCAAUGCAAGUCGGGGCUCGGAACGGAAGUUCUGUUUGUCUCUAAUCUAUCGCCGUCGCAGCUUGGGUGGAUUCCUAUUGUCAAAUAAGUGGUCUACGGGAUGAUUGGUGGCAGUGCUUUGCAGAAUUAGGGUUGUAGGCUUGGGUUGGCGCCAUUAAUUUGGUGCACAGUGAAUCCACGCUAACGCAUUCAGCGCACGCCGAGCUCGCUCUCUGCGACUGGCUAUUCGAAAUCCUUCUCAGCUUAUCUGUUCCGGCAGCAAAAUGAAUUUGCAUUUCUGAAGGGGUGACGGGCGAUGAAUUCCACUUCAUCUCUUCAGAAUACCCAUCUGUUCAACCUUCCAUUUCGCCGCUGCCCAAAACCCAGACGCAGAAUUAAACCCACAGCGGCUCCAAUUCCCAGAAAUUCCUCAUUCUUUGUCAAUUCUUUCUCAUGUCCGCUUCGUGUUUCAGCCGGCCGGUGCUCGGCGGUGGAUACCAAGGGAAAUGGCAACAAGCGCAUAAUCCAAUUUAACGAUUUUACGCCACGCGACGAUGGAAACGAAGUGCAUGAGGCUGUGAAGACAGUAACGUAUGCAUUGUGCUGCGUUGUUUUUGGGUUUCUCUGUCCGUUUUUUGGAUUGAAGAAACCCGCUCUAGCGACGGUUACUUCUGCCCGGUCUGCAGCGGCUACCGAAUCAGCUUCAGCUAAAGAGAAUGGGGAAAAGGGGCACCAGUAUUCGGGAUAUACCAAGAGGUUAUUGGAGGUUGUUUCGAGGCUGCUUAAGACAACCGAGGAGGCAAAGAAGGCAGGGGAGGAGGAUUUUGCGGUGAACGUGGAGGAGGGGUUGAAAGAGGUGAAAAAGACUAGGGAGGCAUUGCAAGAAGAAUUAAUGAAUGGUUUGUAUGCUGAGAUGAGGGCGUUAAGGAGGGAAAAAGAUGAGCUGGCGAGCCGCUCGCAGGAGAUUGUGAACAGAUUGUCGAAGAUGAAGAAGGAUGAAGACAAUUUGAUGAAGAAAACAAAAGGCAGCGACAAUGACAAGCUUAAGAGAUUAAGAGAGGAGAAGAAGAAAUUGGAGACUGAGUAUCCGGAGCUCUGGGAGAGGAUUGAUGAGAUUGAGGAUAUAAUAGCAAGGAAAGAAACUGUUGCAUUAAACGUUGGUGUGAGGGAGCUUUUAUUAAUUGAGAGAGAGUGUGAAGCUUUUGUUGAGGAGUUCUUGAAGGACAGGAGGGCGCGUGCUCAGAGUUAUUCAGGACGCCCUGUUACCAAGCUCUCUAAGGAUGAGAUUCAGAUGGAAUUGCAGGAUGCUGAUAGAAGGUUGAAGGAGCAAAUAGUAUUAACUAAUGUUUUGGGAAGUGAGGAAUUGGACUCUGCCUCUAGUCAUUAUCCAACUGCUUUUGCCCUUCGGAUACAACAAGCACUUAGGAAUUCAAGAGAGAUGCAAAAGAACCUGGAAGGUCAAAUCAGGAAGUCUAUGAAAAAACAUGGCGAGGAGAGACGUUUUAUCACUGUCACACCUCCAGAUGAAGUUAUCAAGGGCUAUCCAGAUAUUGAGCUGAAGUGGAUGUUUGGGAAGAAGGAGAUAGUGGUGCCUAAAGCUGCAAGAAACUACUUAUUUCAUGGUUGGAAGAAAUGGCGGGAGGAUGCUAAGAUGGAUCUUAAAAGAAGUAUUCUGGAAAAUCCUGAAUUUGGUAAAAAGUAUAUGGAUGAAAGACAGCAACAUAUUCUUCGGGAUCGGGAUAGACUGGCAUCAAGAACCUGGUAUAAUGAGGAAAGAGACAGGUGGGAAAUGGAUCCAAUAGCAGUUCCGUAUGCAGUAUCAAAGAAGAUUGUGGAGAGUGCUAGAAUAAGGCAUGAUUGGGCUGCCAUGUACCUCAAACUUAAGGGGAAUGACAGGGAAUACUUCAUGAACAUCAGAGAGUUUGACAUGCUAUUUGAAGAUUUCGGGGGUUUUGAUGCCUUGUAUAUGAGAAUGAUUGCAGCUGGUGUUCCCACUGUAACACAGCUGAUGUGGAUUCCAUUUUCUGAAUUGAACAUCAGCCAGCAAUUUCGCGUUAUAGUGAAAAUGUGUCGCUGGUGUCUUACUGAGUUGUGGAGGAAUAUCUAUGUUGAUCGUGCAAGAAGAUGGUUACUUAGGAAAAUAAGAAAUAUUAAUGAUGAUCUAAUGAUGAUGAUUGUUUUCCCUUUUGUGGAGUUUGUGAUUCCUUAUCAGGUGAGACUGAGUUUGGGUAUGGCAUGGCCAGAGUAUUAUGAUGCAUCAAUUGGUUCAAAUUGGUAUUUGAAGUGGCAAUCUGAGGCUGAAAUAAACUUCAAAUCAAGGAAGACAGACCAAUUUCAGUGGUAUUUUUGGUUUUUGGUCAGAACUGCCAUAUAUGGAUAUGUACUAUUUCAUGUAUUCCGAUUUCUGAAGAGAAGGAUUCCAAGAAUUCUUGGUUUCGGGCCUUUUAGAAGAGAUCCCAACAUCAUGAAGUUACGGAGAUUGAAAUAUUAUUUCAACUUUCGGAUGAAUGCUAUCAAGCGUAAGCAAAUGGAUGGUGUUGAUCCAAUAACCACUGCUUUUGAUCAUAUGAAGAGAAUAAAAAAUCCUCCGAUACGUUUGAAAGAUUUUGCAAGUGUCGAAUCUAUGAGAGAAGAAAUUAAUGAAGUUGUGGAAUUUUUACGAAAUCCUAAUGUAUUUAAAGAAAUGGGAGCACGUGCACCACGCGGUGUUCUCAUUGUUGGUGAGAGAGGAACUGGUAAAACAUCCCUAGCAAUGGCCAUAGCAGCAGAAGCAAGGGUUCCUUUAGUUGAAAUAAAAGCUCAACAACUGGAAGCUGGUCUUUGGGUGGGGCAAAGUGCAUCAAAUGUCAGAGAAUUGUUUCAAACAGCACGUGAUCUGGCUCCUGUAAUUAUUUUUGUUGAAGAUUUUGAUCUCUUCGCUGGUGUCCGUGGCAAGUUCAUUCACACCAAAAACCAAGAUCACGAGGCUUUCAUUAAUCAACUUCUAGUAGAGCUUGAUGGGUUUGAGAAACAAGAUGGGGUGGUUUUGAUGGCUACUACUAGAAAUCUUAAGCAAAUUGAUGAGGCAUUGCAGCGUCCUGGAAGAAUGGAUAGAAUAUUUCAUCUUCAAAGACCAACACAAGCUGAAAGAGAGAGAAUCCUUAAAUUUGCCGCCAAAGAAACUAUGGAUCAGGAUCUUAUCAACUUUGUUGAUUGGCCAAAGGUUGCUGAAAAGACAGCUCUUCUUCGGCCUAUAGAAUUAAAACUUGUCCCUAUGUCCUUGGAAGGUACUGCCUUCAGGAGAAAGUUUGUUGACACUGAUGAACUCAUGACCUACUGCAGUUGGUUUGCUACCUUCAGCAGUGUAAUUCCUAAUUGGGUGAGGAAAACAGGAACUUACAAGAAAAUAAGCAAGAUGCUGGUCAGUCACCUUGGCCUAACAUUGACAAAAGAAGAUCUGCAGCAUGUUGUUGACCUGAUGGAACCAUAUGGCCAAAUAACCAAUGGAAUAGAAUUUAUGAAUCCACCUCUUGAUUGGACCAGGGAAACAAAAUUUCCCCAUGCCGUCUGGGCUGCUGGUCGUAGUCUGAUGGCUCAUCUAUUACCAAAUUAUGAUGUUGUUGAUCAUCUAUGGCUUGAACCUACUUCUUGGGAGGGAAUAGGAUGCACGAAGAUAACCAAGGCUCGGAAUGAAGAUGCAAUGAAUGGCAAUGUUGAGACACGAGCAUACCUUGAAAAGAAGCUUGUGUUCUGUUUUGGCUCUCAUGUUGCGUCUCAGCUACUGCUUCCAUUUGGGGAAGAAAAUAUUCUUUCUUCUUUUGAGCUAAGGGAGGCACAAGAGAUAGCUACCAGGAUGGUUAUUCAAUAUGGUUGGGCGCCUGACGAUAGCCCAACAAUCUAUCACCAUGGAAAAGCGGCAUCGGCUCUGAGUAUGGGAGACAACUUUGAAUAUGAGAUGGCUGUCAAAGUUGAACAAAUGUAUAACUUAGCAUAUGAUAAGGCAAGAAUGCUACUACAGAGAAAUAAGUCAGUCCUGGAGAAAAUCGUGGAGGAACUAAUGGAACACGAAAUUUUGACUGGGAAGGAGUUGCAUAGAAUUUUUGCAGAGAACGGUGGAGUUAGAGAAAAAGAACCAUUUUUCCUUUCCAAUGCAGAUUAUGAAGAGCCGGCAUUUGGAAGCUCUCUCAACGGAAACACCCCGGAAAUCGCUCUCUUGAACUCAACAAAUUAGGGGCUGUUACUAAGCUGUGCAUCACUAUCUACGUGCUUCAGAUUUGGAUAGUUCAAUCAGCAUGAGGAUGAUUGUGAAUGAGAAGAGGCACUUAAUUUUUCCUUCUCAAAAAAGGUAUAAUUUUACAAUUUCUGUGCAUUUUGCUAAUUUAGAUAUUUCACUGUUGGUCUUGUAACUAAAUUAGGGGUAAGUUAAUUAAUUGAUACACUUCUCUUCCCAUGAA
Andrographis paniculata is the source of this 4640-nucleotide messenger RNA. Its product is annotated as probable inactive ATP-dependent zinc metalloprotease FTSHI 5, chloroplastic. Gene Ontology annotation, molecular function: ATP-dependent peptidase activity; metalloendopeptidase activity; ATP hydrolysis activity. The transcript has 19 exons. Gene Ontology annotation, biological process: proteolysis. NCBI's taxonomy places the organism in Eukaryota, Viridiplantae, Streptophyta, Magnoliopsida, Lamiales, Acanthaceae. The record is from RefSeq and is a predicted model, not a curated record. Gene Ontology annotation, cellular component: chloroplast thylakoid. The coding region runs from base 524 to 4417 and encodes 1297 amino acids.